Molecule: messenger RNA, 2778 nt
Organism: Dichomitus squalens LYAD-421 SS1
Lineage: Eukaryota; Fungi; Basidiomycota; Agaricomycetes; Polyporales; Polyporaceae
Exons: 13
Coding region: 19-1740 (573 amino acids)
Biological process (GO): malate metabolic process; pyruvate metabolic process
Cellular component (GO): mitochondrion
Molecular function (GO): NAD binding; malate dehydrogenase (decarboxylating) (NAD+) activity
Source: RefSeq, a predicted model, not a curated record
GCUCCUACCACAUCUACAAUGGCCACAGCGACGAACAGAGUCCUCCGAGUCGCUCUACGCGGCGAUAACAUCCUCACCCAUCCGCGCUUCAACAAAGGGACAGGCUUCACAGCCUCCGAACGCAAAGCUUUCGGCCUGAGUGGCCGACUUCCCCACCGUAUCAACACACUUGAAGAACAGUACAAACGAGCAUACGAACAGCUUCGUCUCGACGAAGAACCACUUCGCAAGAACACGUUCCUACAAAGCCUCAAGGACCAGAACUGGGUCUUGUACUAUGGAUUGCUCAGCAGGCAUCUCAAGGAGCUCAUCCCAAUCAUUUAUACGCCUACCCAGGGUGAUGCCAUCGCGAACUACUCCCACCUCUUCCGCCGGAGCGAAGGCAUGUAUCUCACGUUUCCAGAGCUGGAUUCGAUGGAAGAGGACUUCCUUGAACAGACCAAGGAUCGCGACCUCCAGCUGUUUGUCGUAACCGAUUCCGAAGCAAUCCUUGGUAUUGGCGAUCAGGGCGUUGGUGGCAUCGGCAUUGCAACUGCCAAGUCUGCCAUCUAUACACUUCUAGGAGGUAUCGAUCCGUCUAAAACCCAGGCUGUUGUCUUGGAUGUCGGCACGGACAACGAGAAGCUGCUCAACGACCCCCUCUAUGUUGGUUGGCCGAACCGACGAAUCCGAGGAAAGGCAUAUGACAGAUUCGUUGACAAGUUCGUGCAGCUCGUGCGCAAGCACUACCCCCACAGCCUAUUGCACUUUGAAGACUUCGGCGUGAACAAUGCACAACGGCUGCUUGACUUCUACCGCGACAAGCACGCUGUGUUCAACGACGAUGUGCAAGGCACGGGCGCAGUGACUCUCGCCGCGCUCAUGGCCGCCGUAGGCGUCACGAAGAGCAAACUUGCCGAGCAACGCAUUGUCGUCUACGGCGCCGGCACUGCAGGGCUCGGCAUCACCAAGCAGCUCCGUGACGGCAUGGGCACCAUCGACAACCUCUCCGCCGCGGACGCCAACAAGCGCUUCUACCUCCUCGACCGCUUCGGGCUCGUCAAGGAGUCUCUCGGUCCCGAAAAGAUCCGCCCCGCCCUGCACGAGUUCGUCCGCCCGGACGCGGAGUGGGCCGACGUGCCGACGAACGACAAGGGCGAGAUUGGGCUGCUCGAGGUCGUGAAGAAGGUGCGGCCGACGGUGCUCAUCGGCUGCUCGACGAGCGCGGGCGCGUUCACGGAGGAGAUCAUAAAGGAGAUGGCCAAGGGCACGGACAGGCCGAUCAUCUUCCCGCUCUCGAACCCCACCCGCCUGGUCGAGGUCACGCCCGAGCAGGCAAACACCUGGACGAACGGCAAGGCGCUCAUGGCGAGCGGCAGCCCCUUCCCGCCAUGCAAAAUGCCGAACGGGAAGAUGUACGAGAUUGCGGAAUGCAACAAUGCGCUCAUAUACCCUGGCCUUGGCUUCGGCGCGAUGAUCACACAGGCUCGCAAGCUCUCCGACACAAUGAUCAUCGCGGGCGCGCAGAAGCUCGCGUCGCUGUCCCCCGCGCACAAGGACCCCGACAACGCCCUUCUACCGGACUUCGCGCACGCGCGCGAGGUGAACACGGAGGUGGCCGUCGCUGUUGCGGAACAGGCCAUCGCAGAAGGCGAAGCGGGCGUAGACUGGGACAAGGAGGAGGUCAGGGACAGAAUUGCGGAGCGCCAGUGGAUCGCCGAAUACCCGCACCUUGUGUUCGAUCCCAAGGGCGAACGGUAGGUGGUGUGGAGUUGCUUAUGUUGUGUUUGUGGAAUGUGGCACGGACUUUUGUAAAUGAUACCAGGAUAUCCUCGAUUCUGCCAGUCUUUCCGACGUCUAUUAUCCCACGGAAUAUGUAUGAUACAUCGCGCCAAUGCGCAAGAAUACAGCGCCAAUAUAACAUGACAAUUUGCAAGAGUCCGUUGGCCACAUGACAACAGACAGUGAAUGGGAAGUAGCAUCCCAACGACGAGCUUAUUUCCUUGCGAACGUGAUCUUGAUCUUGUUCUCCCCGUCCAGCUUGUAGUUGUGAAGCGCAUCCUUCGCCACCGUAGCACUUGCCUCGUCCAAAAACUCCACGAACGCGAUAUCCUUCUUUGUUGGGAUAAGACGGACCUCGUACAGGUUCGGAUAUUGUGAGAAGAGCGCCAUGAGCUGGUCCUUGGUGACCGUUUCGGGGAGGUUCUGCAAGAAGAGAAUCUUGUUGGGCGGUAGGUACUCGUCGGGCAUCUGCACGUUGGGGCGUUUUGCUGUUGGAACAGCACCGGCACCAUCGACUUCUGCAGCCAGGCGCUUCUGGCGAUAUUUCCGCUUGAUAGGGUUGGUGUAUCGUGUCGCCUUCUUAUGCUCCAAUCUCCUCUGUUUGUGCGCAUCAAAGCUCGCUGGAUCCUUCUUCUUCACCACCGCAUCCGACUUCGUCCUCGCGAACGAGAUUUGCAUAGGUUUUGAGUAGAGCGGGAACCCACGGACCUCCUUGAAUGCCUUCUUCGCAAUCUCCGGCGACUCGAACGACACAAAAGCCUGCCCGCGCAUGCGCAAGUUGCUGUGCGCGACGACAUCCAGCACCUCCCCAUAAGACUUGAAGAGACCGCGCAAUGACGCCUUGAGUACGGGGAUUUUGAUCUUUUCGUUGAGAUUUUGGAUGUAGAGCGUUUCUGUAGCGACCUCCUCUUGUGGUGGGGCAGCGGGUGCGGCGACGGGUCCCUCUCCAGGGACAGGGGCGGGAGCGACGAUGUUGGUCUGGAUGCCCUGCAUGGCAUCCACAGCCAUAGGAGGAGC